UAGCAGCAACGUAAGCCAAGGUUGAAUAGUUACUUGCAAAGUGACCGCAGGUAGCACUAUUAUCGACUUUAUACUUUAUUUUAUUCCAUCAUUGAAGAACGAUUCCUGAGAACCGCAUAUUUGUGCAGCAAAAACAAAAAAAAUCGUCGCUUAAACAAAAAUAAGAAUAAAAGCAGGAUAAGAUUCACUCCGCGGUGAUUUCGGUGACGUAACAGCAAACAAACAAUAUCUUAAGAAAUAGUUUUCCCCACUGCGGGGUCUCGUGGUCUAAGUCCAGUUGGCCUAUGAUGAUGACGCCGAAGAAUGGAUUUUGUAGUUGACUUUGUAAGGUAAAGAAACAAGUGAGUGUGUGGUGUUGUGCGAGUGACUUUGAAACCCACUCGUUCAGUCGCUUUGCGCGAUUUGGGCAAUUACUGUGAUUUUUAUUUCGAAAGUGAGAGUGAUCUAACAUGUCGGCAUAAUAGUGACGAAGUUACUGGAUUUUGUAUGCGUUUCAGCAGGAUAUUCCUCGUCAUAUUGUACAAGUUGAAAUGGUAGCAACCUAAACAUAGCUUCAACAUGGCUAGAAGAGUAGCUAAGAAUCAUUACGUAGCAUCCCCACGACACCAUCAUUCUCCGACUCCUGUACACGUGUCCAGGAAUGCCGCCUACUCUGAUGGAGAAGAAAGUCAACGAGCUCCUUCCGAAAGAACUUUAUCCGAAUAUACGUCAGUGCCAUACACGAUAGUAAACGAACGAAACGGUCGAAGAUAUAACAAUCACCAAAAAAGUAGCAGUUACCAAAAUGGUCAGAAUACCAGCACGCCCAUGCGAGCCCCUUCCGCUUUAAGUAGAGGAAGUGGCUACGAAACCAAUGGAUCGGACAUAUACGUCACAAGCGGUGCAUACAAAGCUCCUUCCGAAAUAAGCCGAAAUUCUCGAAUACGCGCCCCCAGCCACAUGUCUUACAGAAGCGGCAUUGCCCCAUCAGUAACCAGUACGCACAAAUCCAGAGGGUCCCGGAAAGCUGGAAUGCGGAUGGAAGCAAUGGCUGCCCCCAAUCCUUUUUGUCCCAAUAUCAAAGGGAUGUGCUGUUUGAUGCUCUUACUCAACUUUGGAAUAAUUUUAGUAACCUUGGGAAUGGUCAUAGUCAUCCAAUUUUAUGACCCGCUUUAUGUUUGGGUCCUAGGGAUCAUUUUCCUAAUAUUCGGUUUCUUGACCCUCGUUUGCAGUUUGAUCUACUGUGUCGUUAUCUGCAGGGAAUUCAAAAGACCAGGUGACGUCAAUCCUGAUGAACUCUACUGGACCCAUCAUUGGCAAAAAUCCAUCGGUACAGUACCAGAAAUUCAUUACAAGGCUGAAGAAAAGUAUGGGGACGACAGAUACAGCGAUAGGUACUCGGUUAGCAAACUAUCUGGAAAAUAUUCUGAUAAAAACGGGAGGUACUAAAAUGGGAUUGUAAUUGAGAAAGUUUAUGUUCUAAGCUCCCAUCCCUAUAUAGGAUGAAAUUUAAAAGUAGUGAUAGGAUGAAACUAGCAGCACUGCCUCUAGAUUCGAGUAAUUUAAAAAAAUUAAAAGAAAAAAACUGAUUUUUUAAAAUUUAACACUUUCUUGAAAAAAGUGCAUAACAUAAAAUAACGCUCGAAAUGUCUAACAUAUUUUUUACAGAGAUGUCCAUUGCUAAAAUGACUGUUGUGUAAACUUAAUAUUUGAAUAAUGAUUAGUAGCAAGACUUGUAUAUUUUUCUUCUCGUGAAACGUAGUUCAGUUUGAAUCAACUGUUAGAAUAUUCUUGAAGUAUUACGCAUAUUUGAUUCUUAAAUUAUUGAAACUAAUAGGUACAUUUAGAAAAAAUUAGUAGAAAAAAAAUUAAAAAAAUUUAACUGAGAUCAAUCAUUAUCCAUUUUGUCUAUAGACUUCGGACAAAAUAACAAGGCCAGAUAUCGUAUCACGGGACCAUCACGAAACGGGAGGUAACGCAGUAGUCACAGCGACCUAAGACGUAUUUGUCACAGGAACUGAAUCAUGUGAAGUUUGUGUCAAAGCUGUUUAGACUCGACAGAGCUCAUCAGAUUACCUUUGGUUUUAACCCUCAGGUUUUACCUACAACUCGUCUGCAGUUUCAGAUAAGUCACGUAGCUCUGUUAGUUAUAUUGUUAAUUUGCGUGCUCCAGUUGAGUUUGUAAUCCAGAGUUACCCCUAGAUACUUGACCUCGUUUGUUUUUUCUGAUUCCUCCCCAAAUAAUUUUAGCUCACUCAGUCCAGUAAGCUUCCUGUUAUUAGUCAAGGCUACUAAUUUGGUUUUGGAAGGGUUCACAGACUAGUUCUCAGCAACAGUGCUGGGAAAUUUUCCCCUAAUCACUAUUACAAUGUCAUCUACGAAGCCCUGGGACCAGAUUCCUUGGUUGAUAAACCCAUAAAUCCGUUCAACGACUAUAUAAUCCAUAAUAUUAGUAAAAAUACAUCCUACCUCUUAGUUUCCCUUAGAUUUAUGGCACCAUCAUAAUAUGUAUCUGUGAAUUGUGAACAUUAUACUGCUCUGAAGCAUCUGAAUAAUCUACUUGCAUCUUGCAUGUAAGAAUAUACCUACAUUUUUUGCUGUUGAUGUUCUUCCUCACCAGUGCACUAUGUACACUUCGCGUCAUAAAAAACUGGUACACUUUUUUUCCCAAUGUAAACCAGUGUUCAGACUAGACAUAAUGGCUCGUGAAUCACGGCGUUGUUGCCAUCACAGAUAACAGAUAACGUAAUUUCACUAAAUCUAAAUACAAAAAAUAACGUUCAUAAAUGUAUAAAGUUUUUAGACAUGUAUUAUUUUUAUCAUUAACAACAAAAACCGUAUCUAAUAAAUUUGAUAACCAGAUAAAUUCAAGAGUUCAAUAGAAGCAAAACCACAAUCCACAAUAAAAAACAUGGGAAAACGAGCAGACUUUGGAUAGAAGGAGAGGGAGCGGGAGACCAAUAUUACUACAGCCCGACAAGAUGAAACAUUAACUAAUUAUUUAAGAGUGUAUCCCUUCUAUACGGCAAGGCAACAAAAGUUAAUACAAACUUUAAUGCUUCUAUAGGGCUUUUCAUCGACUGUCAGUUGUUUCGAGCUACUGUCAUGUGUCACAUAAUAUUGAUAUAUCUACGCCAUACGUCUUUGGUUUGUAUCAUUGGUAUAUACCAAUAACGUAUGACGUAGAUAUAUUAAUAUUAUGUGACACAUGACAGAAGCUCGAAACAAAUGACUGUGAAUGAAAAGCCCUAAGUAUAGCAACUACAGCAUUAAGGAGAAUUAGAACACCAGUCAUUCAUGUCAUAUAUGUCAUUAUUCAUGUCAUAAACUGUCAUAAAUUAUAAUAAAACACGGUACUUAAUUGAGAUGAUGGAAACUUACAAAAUUAAUAGAAUUUUUUAGGAUGCAUGUUUAAAUAAAUGUGACUGACUAAUCGAGAAUGCUCGAUGUUGUUUUAGUUUUUAGUAUACCUACCUACUAAUAACUUGCGGUCUGUCGCACAGCCCUGCUUUUAGCUGGUUUGAUAUAAUAUUUUCGUUGAACUGUCAACGUUGCCCUAAAAAUUAGAAUGAGAUAUGUGACAAGACCAACUUACACAACUUGAAAAACACGAUUUUCGGUUAUAAGAGUUACACCAGUUUUUUAUGACGCGAAGUGUAGAUACCUAUUGAAUCAAUGGAGGUAUCAUCAAAUGCGCCAAUUAUGUCUAAAAAUGCAAUAAUAGCGACUGAUUUCUGGUAUAAACGAGUUCUGACACCGAUAAAAUCCUAACAAGGUAUCUAAACUUUUGUGAAUACAUACUCGAAAUUUCCCGAAAAGAAAAACCGGCUUUUCUUAGGCCAACUAUCUGCCCCAUAUUAAACUCUCGGUUUCAAAGAAGUAUAGUCCAAUGAUACUUCUAGUCCAAAAUCCGCACAGAACAGUGACAUCAACGUAUCACUCGUUCAAUAAUCCAUUAAAUAAGCUCUCUUUGCUGUAAAUGGUCAUUAAGCCCCAGUUCUUGUGUUAAAUUGUACUUUGUAAGCAUGAGAGGGCUUCUUGAGAUUUGUAAUUCUUCUCCACAGCAUUGAAUUGAACUUCUGGAUUUUCACCAACACUUUCCCGCACUGCUUUGAUACUGACAUUUGACCCGCUUGUUUUUGGACAACCAAUGUGUUAGUGUCACCCAUUUAUCCAAUCUCCCUGAAUUGUUCAAUUAUUUUCUUCACAGUUUCCGAAGUUAAAUCAAUAUUCAGUAUUUAGACAAUAUUUUGUACAAAAUUUUAGAACUGUGACCUCCAAACUUUAUUUUUUAAAAUAUUGUUCAACAAUGAAAACUGAUUGUUGUCUCCUGCAACGCUACAUUUUAACUAACUCUGAACUGCCAGCGGUCAAAUUUUGUUUAAAUUGACUUAAAUAUGCUUAUUUUGGAUAAGUCUUGCAACUAAUUUGUAAAUACUAGAUUGUUAAAAUAUAUUCUCUAUUUACUUUUAACAAAAUCCUAGAAAAAUGUUAUUACCUAACAAAACUAAUUUAACUAAUUUAUGAAUAAAUUUUAAUUCCGUUUUGGGAAUAUUUUUGAAUAAUCAUACAUUUUUAUAUAAAAUUCAAAAGGGUCAAACACAGUAAGAUAUCUGUUUAGAUGUAUUGACGAACAUUCAUGAAAAUAAGUUGCACCCCAGGCAACCAAACGACGUUUUUAUAACGUAGAUAGUAGAUAACACCUCAUAAAAAUGACCAAUUGACGUUUUUCUAUGACGUAGUACUGACGUUGAAAAUCACGUGUAUUUCGCUCAUCUAUUUGACGUUAUAAUUGUGACGAUUUUAAAAUGUCAAAAAGAUGACGACUUUUACACGUCGCCGUCGGUAAAAUCACGUCUGUAAUACUUUCAAAAAGUGACCUCUUUCUCUUUCAGAUGUUUCAAAAUAGUAUAAAAAAUAGGUAACAUGAAAUGUAGCCUAAAAAUGUAUUUAAUUAAACUCGAUAACACAUAAUACUGCAUUAAACUAACUCACUGAGAAAAAGCGAAUAAAAAUCUCUUAAUUAACACGUUUCUUCAACUAAAUAUCUCAAUGAAACGUCUUAUUUUAUCACACAAGACACAAAGAACGUAAACAAUAAAUAAGAAAUUUCUUAUGAAUAACGUUAUAGGUAAACUAAAUUGUUUGAAGUCAAAACCUUCAAAACUUUUUUAAGCUCCUCCCAAUUUUGUGACGUCAGACUUAGGCUGUGUGAAAUGAAAACAUCUUUAUAAAGUAUGUUAACGUCAUUUAAUCUUACAUAUUUAAAAUACCUACAAAAGACGUCUAUAUGACGUAAUGUUCAAACACGUGUAUAUAUUCAACCAAAACUGACGUUUCCUCGACGUUAUAUGACGUCACUUGGUUGCCUGAGACAUGGCCAAAUCUGAAGAGUGGAUGGGUAGUAGUUCGUACCCCAAAUCGACCAGUUUGCGUUGUCAUGGUGCGUUGUCAUGGUGGAAGAACAUGUUUUUCUUCCACAAUUAGGGCCGUUUUUGGUAAAUUCGGCGUCAAAUCGACCCAAUAACGAGGCAUAGUAGAUGUUCAUCGAUAUUACAUAAUAUUAUUAUUUAUUAAUCUUAUAAAGUUUUUUCUAAAAAUUGGUACCUAAUUUAUUUUGAAAAACGUGUAAUGAUGUAAAGCUGCUGUUUGAUUCUUUUGAUCUUUUUAAACGUAUGUAGGUAUACUGCAUGUGAUAUUGUAAUUUAGACCUGCUGUAGAUCUUAACAUUCUUAAAAGAACGUUACUUAACGUCUUAACGUUGUCUUCUUUUUAUACGAUAAUUUGAUUAUUUGUAAUUUGUAUAUAAUUUUUACUAAAUAAACAUUUUAAAUGUU
This is a messenger RNA of Diabrotica virgifera virgifera (western corn rootworm), 5816 nucleotides long. RefSeq lists its product as uncharacterized. The record is from RefSeq and is a predicted model, not a curated record. The transcript is spliced from 5 exons. The coding region runs from base 559 to 1428 and encodes 289 amino acids. Lineage: Eukaryota; Metazoa; Arthropoda; Insecta; Coleoptera; Chrysomelidae.